AUGACAUCUCAGGUUAAUGCUUCGAUUACCGAUACGGCCGCCCUUUUUGAUGUUAAGGGCUUGGUGGCUGUUGUGACUGGAGGCGCGACAGGCAUUGGGUUGAUGAUGGCUACCACGCUUGAAUGCAAGGGCGCCAUCGUCUACAUUGUGGGUAGAAGGAAGGAGGCACUGGACAAGGCCGUCAGGGAGCGCAGCCGACAUGGGAAUUUAAUCGCUCUGCAGGGGGACAUCACCGACCGCGACGCUUUGCGCGCGCUCGCGGCAGAGAUCAAGUCGCGUCACGGGUAUAUCAACCUGCUCGUCAACAACGCAGGGGUGAUACUUGGACCGCAGCCGAAACUCCCCACUCCCGCAGAAGUAGACAUCACCGCAUACCAGGAACUCCUGUGGAAUGCGGAGAAUUUUGACACAUUCGGGCAGACAUUCCGCGUCAAUGUCUCCGCGGCGUGGUUCUGCACCGUCGCGUUCCUUGAGCUGUUGCAUGCGGGCAACAUGUCGGAGUGGACCCGUGCGACAGGCACGACAAGUCAGGUACUCACUACCUCCAGCAUUGGCGGAUUCCGGAGAGACUCCGCCGUUUUCAGCAUAUCGUACACACUCAGCAAAGGGGCUGCAACACAGUUGGGCAGGAUGAUAGGGCAUUAUUUGAAGGAUUGGAAGAUCCGAAGCAAUGUCAUCGCUCCUGGGAUAUUCCCGUCCGAAAUGGCGGACGGUAUGAUCUCUGACACAUUGAUAAAAUCUACGGUACCUGCGCAGAGAGUGGGGGGUAUAGACGACAUGGGUGGCUUAUUACUGUUUCUAGCGAGCAGGGCGGGUGCCUAUGUGGACGGAGGCAUUCAUGUCAUCGACGGGGGAAGGCUUAUCAAUCUUCCUGCUCUCUGGUAA
Messenger RNA from Fibroporia radiculosa, 885 nucleotides. RefSeq lists its product as uncharacterized. The record is from RefSeq and is a predicted model, not a curated record. Lineage: Eukaryota; Fungi; Basidiomycota; Agaricomycetes; Polyporales; Fibroporiaceae. The transcript has 5 exons. The coding region runs from base 1 to 885 and encodes 294 amino acids.